This is a messenger RNA of Olea europaea var. sylvestris, 983 nucleotides long. RefSeq names its product pectinesterase inhibitor-like. The record is from RefSeq and is a predicted model, not a curated record. The transcript has a single exon. NCBI's taxonomy places the organism in Eukaryota, Viridiplantae, Streptophyta, Magnoliopsida, Lamiales, Oleaceae. The coding region runs from base 187 to 744 and encodes 185 amino acids. Gene Ontology annotation, molecular function: pectinesterase inhibitor activity. Gene Ontology annotation, biological process: negative regulation of catalytic activity.
AUCUUUUUGAGGUUUAAUGUUUUGUAACAGAAUGUAAUUAAGGCUGUAUAAUGAAGAUAAAAUUAAUUAGUCACUUGAGUUAAUCUUCAUAACCGAAACAUAACUGAGUUAAUCCUGAGAAUUAUUAUAUAAAGAGGCGCUCAACAAACAAGAAAACCAGAGGGCUCAGGAAAAAAGAAGUGAAAAAUGGCUUUUUUCUUGCACAACAUCACGUGUACGAUAAUUUCCGUGGUCCAUUUUUUCUUGCCUGUAAAUGUGAUUCCAUCUUCAACGUGCUACUCACCGGUGGAAGUGGAUCUCCAGCAGAUUUGCGACAAAACCUUUAACUCUUUAGAGUGUUUGAAUCAGUUUAAAUCAGAUCCCAGAAGCUUGAACACAGAUAUAAAGGGCCUAGCAGGAGUUUCAGUCGACCUGGCCUUGAACAAAGCCAAUACAGUCCACACCCAGUACAAUCAACUUUACAGUGACACCAAGGAUUCUAAUUUGCAGGAAAAAUAUAUUACUUGCUCCAAGAGUUACAAUGAUGCUAUUCGUGAUCUUGAAACUGUGAAGAAGUAUUUGGAUGAUAAUCGUUAUGAGCUCAUUCCUGUUGAAAUAAAUGAUGCUCUACAAGAAGUGAAGAGUUGCGAAAAUGCUUUCAAGAGGGAUCCAUUCGACCCUGCCCGUAUGGAUAACCACAACGAUGAAUUCAAGCUUCUUUGCUACAUGGUCAAGGUUACUUCUAGCAGUUUGAUCCAGAACUAGUAACCAUAUUUGCGCAUUGUCUCAAGCAGUGCAGCAGCCAGUAUGAGUCCAGUGGGGGCAGUUGCUCCCAUUGGAUGCUGGAGGGAAUUUAUUUGGUCACUGAAGUCUGAACUUGUGAUUGUUCUAAAGCCAUUUUAGAAUGGCAUAUUUUCCAAUAACAGUUUUAUUUCUCUAAUAGUGUUGCUGCUGUUAGUUUUUAUAGGAUCAAGGUUCAUGGGAAAUCCCCACCCAUGAAUUAA